Messenger RNA from Nerophis lumbriciformis (worm pipefish), 1168 nucleotides. RefSeq names its product CLN6 transmembrane ER protein a (gene cln6a). Lineage: Eukaryota; Metazoa; Chordata; Actinopteri; Syngnathiformes; Syngnathidae. Gene Ontology annotation, cellular component: endoplasmic reticulum; membrane. The record is from RefSeq and is a predicted model, not a curated record. Gene Ontology annotation, biological process: lysosome organization.
AACACUGUAAACAGGAAAUGAACAACUCGUGACAAAAAAAUGUCUUAUAAAGAGUAAUUCUGCGACUUUUGUCCACUACAACAUUGCACCUUUGACAAGACAAGGCACCAAAAAUGCAGACAGUACGGCAACGUCGACUCAACGAGUUGACGUUUGAAACCAAAACAACAAACAGCGCCAGUGAAAACAUGUCACAGAAGAAAAAGUCAGGCUUCCAUUUCGACUUGUGGCUUUACCUGACCCUGCAGAACUGGAUUCUAGACUUCGGAAGGCCUAUCGUCAUGAUCAUGCUUCCACUCGAGUGGUUCCCACUGAAUAAACCAAGCGCCGGAGACUAUUUCCACAUGGCCUACAAUGUGAUAACACCAUUCCUCAUGCUGAGGUUGAUUGAGCGCAGUCCAAGGGCGUUGCCUGGCUCAGCAGUCUACCUCUGCAUCAUUACUUUUGUCAUGGGAGCCAGCAUCCACCUGGUGGGAGACUCCAUCAACCACAGACUCAUCCUGAGUGGCUACCAGCUCCAUCUGUCAGUCAGAGAGAAUCCGAUCAUCAAAGACUUAAAACCUGCCUCGCUGAUUGACUCCUUUGAAUUGCUGUAUUACUACGAUGAACACCUUGGACAUUUAAUGUGGUAUAUUCCCUUCUUUGUCAUUCUCUUCAUUUACUUCACCGGAUGUUUCACUGAGGCUACAGAGCAGCAGAAGAUCCCAGUCAAAGGCCAGCUGUUGAUUACACCCAGCGCACUCUAUUACUGGUACUUGGUCACUGAAGGACAAAUCACAGAGCUCUUCCUCCUCACCUUCUUUGCAAUGGGGGUCAUGAUGAUUCACCAGAGACAUAAAGGCUUAAGCCCUGACAACAAUGGACUUUUCUUGUUCUAUAGUUUCAGUCUUACUUUGCUUCUAGUGGCACUUUGGGUUUUUUACCUAUGGAAUGACCCUGUGCUGCGCAACAAGUACCCUGGAUUAAUGUAUGUGCCGGAACCUUGGUCCUACUACACACUUCAUAUAAAGAAAACCCACUGAAUUACGUCUGUUCAGAUACAGACAGUCGCCUGGCUUGAAGCAAACGCCUACGGUUUCAUUCAAUUGAAUCUGUUUUUUUUACACUUGCAAAUGUCUGUUAGUAGUAAUAUUGAGUUAUUUGACAUAUAUGGCUGAGUUCAAAUUUU